AAAAUAGUUUGAAUAUUUUGUAUAAACUUGUUCGUAGUUAUCUCUCUUCCCUGCUUCCAGCCAGUUGCGCAUCUCUGACAGAAGACAGGGUUGUUCUGAUAGAGAAGAAGCGGCACAAAAGGGAAAACAACAAUGCAGAUGCAGGCGCGGCGUCGUUUUGAUUGGAAACCCACGAACUAGAGCCGGGGUAGAAAGUGUGUGCAACGUGGGAAAGUGGAGCACAUGCAGCUGGCCUUAUCAGCUCCACAAGUCGACUUCAAAAUGGCCACCACUUUUGCAGGUUCAAAGUUCUCGAAACACGUUCUAGUGGACGAAGAAGAGGGGGAGGAGGACGAAGAGGAGGAGGAGGAUUCCGCCGAGUCCGGUUCCACGUCGUCGUUCAGCCUGCAGGAGUGCAUCGACGAGUUCCGGGCGCGCCGCAUCCGCAGGGUCUCAGGGUCCCAGAGCCGCGACUGCGAGAACAACAUGCCCAGGCAGCAGCCCCGCGUCCGCCGGGCCACGGAUGCGGACCUAAUCAACCAGAACCGCUGCAACAAGGAGCAGGAGCGCAAGGGCAAGCCCUGCCAGAACGGCUUCUGCUACUGCUUCACCAGCGACAGCGGGGACUGCGGCUCCACGGCACCGCCACGUGACCAGCACGUGCGGCUGCCCAGGCGCAGCAGGCGUUCCGAGAGCUCUAAGCCCGCCAAGCAGAACAAUCUGGGCAGCCAGCGGCAGCAGGCGGAGCAACGUCGUCAAAGCGAACCGGCCAAUGUAAAAUCCAACUUCAAAACUCCUCUAACCGCUGUCAGUCGCCUGAGAGCCGUGGGCGGCGAGGAUGAGCCGCUUAUCCACAUCAUCCAGGAGCUGCACGAUAACUGUGUGGUGUCCGAGGUGCGCGUGAAUCGCCAGAAGCUGUCAGGCUCCAGCUGCCAUCAGAGGAGCUCCCAAACCCUGAGGGAAACCACCAAAAUGCAGCCCUACGAACCCAUAGCCUACAAGCCCUCAGCUCCUGUUCUGUCCAACAUCAGCGAGCAGGAAUCUGCCGUGGAGGAGGCGCAGGAAAAGGAUGUGCUGGCCACAGAGCCCCCAAGUCGCAGGAGCUCCCGUUCGCGACGCAGUUCUGGAGCAGGGGGGCGUCUUCUACAGAAGCGACUCUCGCAGGGCCAAGUCAGUUUCAAGGCACGCGACUCCCAGCUGCCGCCACCGAAGCCACCGCGACGAGGCUCUCAAAGUUUGGACGGCAAGCUCUCGCAAUCCUCGCUCACCUCCACGAAUCCCUCGGUGCGCGAGGCGGAGCGUGUGCUGGACGAGUUCCUGCGUAAGCGAGGCGUCCAGGUGCCCGUUAGCAAAGUGGAACCUUCGCGCAGGAAGGACAGCCAGCGCAGGUCCUUUCCCUUGGCCGAGAUGGAGAAGCCCAAGAGCGGCAAGCAUCUGCCCACCUGCCCCUCACUCAGCGACAUCGAGCGCGUGGUGGAGUCCAAGCGCGGUUCCAAUUACGCCCGGAAUAUUCGACAGGAGAGCAGUCGGAAGAGUGCGCCCAGCAAGGAGAUCAUUAUUGGCUGGACAGAGCCAAAAAUCACCGAUAUGCUUAACUAUGAGGGAAAGUCGGCCAGCGAGUUUCGGACGCCGGCAGAACCGCAAGUGGCCAUUGGAUGGCAGCCGUCCAAGCCACAACCACAGCCUGUAGUCCCAAAAGUUUCCCUGGACACUGUGGACGGGAGUGUGUGUGAGAACUUGGCCUCCAAUAUGGUGCACAAGGAGACGCCCAUUAAGUACCCAAGUCGAGUUACCACAGCUGGCGGUCAGGCCAGCCAGAAGUUUAUCUGGGGCGAACAGUGGCGAAACCUUUCUCCCUGGAAGCCAAGCAAACCUAAAAGCCUAGGAAAGAAGUCGAAGAACUUCCUCAAUAACUCCAAAAAGAAGAUCCUGCGCUUUGUAUCACCCAAGAAGAUGAAUCAAGAGAAUCCUCCGAGGGAUGAACAGAUCAAAGUCCCCCCCACACAGUGCACAGUGGGCGUGCAGACCUCUACUUCGCAGCUGGACCUGCAUUCUCAGUCGCCGCCGGGCAGCUACCACUCACCCAUGCAGACUACACCCUCGGGAACGACCACCUCCACCCGCCAGCAGCUGGACAGCGAGCAGCCCUACUUUGACUUCGAGCGCAAGGUGAAGGCUCCGACGCCUCCAAAGAAGCUGCCCCGCGCCAACAGGGCUCGCAAGUUGAAUUUCCAAACGGAAGCGGCACCCACCACCUACCGCUCGUACCACAAGGAUCUCGAUCAGGACGUGACCAUCACCAAGAUGGGCUAUCUGCUGAGCAGCAUCCGCGCGAAGUUGGAGGCCAGUGACGAGCGGGCACUAAGGACCUUUCGGGACUGCUCCCGCUCCGAUCCCCUGGAGCGCAGUCAUUUUCAAAGAGAAAGCUUUGACACCACAGAUGGACCUAGCAGUCUGGCCACCACAUCUGUGACCGACACCCGACAGCAGCGCGACCUCGACAGCGAACCCAUUUACUCAGAGAUCGAGGAGGAUUGCCUGCGGAUCAGAGGGAGUCCCCAUCAUGAGGUCAGGACCGCAGCGCAGUUGGUAAACCACGCUCAAACGGAAAGCUCCACGGCGUAUGUGAGUGAGUCCGUGCCGGAUCCAUCCCCAUCACCCGCUGAUCUCAGCGCCAUGUACGCCCGGGUGCAGAAGACGCCGAAGAACUCACCUCAAAUGAAGCCACUGGGGCAGGCCAUUCAGCAGCAGAUAAUGGCUCCAGUUCAACCACCUAUAAUGCCACCAGUUACCCAAGCGCAGAUAAGGCCUCCUGUUAUCCAACCGCAGAUAAAGUCACAAGUUGUCCAACCACAGAUACUGGAUCCGGAUGUACAGCCCAAAAAGUUUAGCCAGUCUGUGCAACCGGCAAUUCCACCUCAACUAUCUGCCCCCAAUCAGCCUGUGGCUUUGGGCCACUUUCUCCACGAAUCCUUGAAGAACGGCAACUUCUUCCAGUUCAUGCCUCUGCCAGAGGAACCGAGUGGCAAUGAAUCCUCCUGCUCAGCCAGUCAGACCACUGAGUCCUCUGUGAUUCGCCAGCCCAUGCUGAAGUCGUCUCCUCCACUCACCCACCAAUCCCUGAACAACAUCAGCGAGCAGCAUUCGCCGCCCAAGAAAAACCGCAAUCUUUCACGGUCGGAACUCUCCCUGCAGCGCAGCGAGAUAUUCCUGGACAAUUUGUGUCGCAGUGAACUUUUGCUGGAUCGCCUGGAAAAGGUGCCCAAUACUACUUCCAAUGUGGAUUCCGUUUCGUAUGACAUGCCCAACGAAGGGACCGAGGAGCUCUACGCGGAUUACAGCUUGGGUGAGGCGGGCAGUAGCUCCUUCGCAACCAACGAUUAUGGCUCUGGACAAAUCGAGCCGGAGCCGGCUAACCAGAGUACACCGAAAAAGAAGCAGAGCCAGCGGUUUACAACCAAGCCCUCGCGCAAUCUAACCAUUGAUAUAAACGAUGGCCCAGCCACGCCGCUGCGCCAAUUUGGCCAGAAUCUCAGCUUCAGUUGCCCCACCACUCCCCAGCAGGCGGAGGCUUUGAAGGCAGAGGACCCUGGCCUGCACAACAGCAGCAGUCUGGGUGAGCUCAUGCAGACGGUACCCAUUCCCAGUGACAGCCAGCUGAUGUCGGUCAGUGCUCUGGCCCGGUACCGCCUGCUAAAGAAUGCCCUUCGUCGGUCGUACCGCAAGGGCAAGGACUUUUUCCUGGCGGAGAAGCAGCGUCUGACGCAGAGCCUCAAUCUCUCUAGGGAUCAAUCCAACCAAACGGACGGGGAGCUGGACAGCAGUAGCUACUAUGCCAGCUUCAACCUGGACUCCUUGCUGAAUGAGUCCUUGAAUACCAAUGAGCAGCUGGCUCAGGCUGUGAGUAUAUGUCGCCAGAUGCCGGAAUUGGAGAUCUCGGCGGAGAUGGUGGAGGCGGAGCGCCUACUGCUCUUCUCCAGCCUGCGAAAGUCAGCUCCCCCAGGUUGUCAAUUGAAUGAUGUGGCCUUGGCUGCCAGGAGGCAAUCCCAGUGCCUCUUGAUCGAUGCCAUGGAGCUGCCUGUGAGGGCCGAUGUCAGUCAGGACAUGUUCUUCAACUACCACUACAUCUGCACCUUUGAGUGCGGAGGAAGCAUUCGCUCCACUCAGUCGGUGGAGUGCCAGAAUGGCUCUGCCUUCUUUCGGGACUGUGGCUUGGAGUUCUAUAGCGGUGAUAAGGCGGAAUCUUUGGAGCUGCGCUGCCAGAUCUUCAUGCUGCGCCUGCGCAAGGUCUCCACCCUUGCCUUGGAGCCAUCCAAGUCGUUGCGACGUGGCAGUGGGAAUUUGGGCUCCGCCAACUCGAGUUCUUCAGCGGGUUCAGGUUCGGAACAGAUCAUCUCCCGCUUCCGUCUGCAUGCUUCAUUUAAACUGCGGGCCAUGGACUUGGCUCCCUUCCAACUGGUGGCCAGCGAAUCGACAUCCAGCGAUAAGAUCUGCCUGCGCAGCUCGCGAUCCUGGCAACUGCCCUUGAGUACACACACCAAAUCCACGAACCUGGGACCGGCUAUAUCUAUAACUGGCAGAGUGGAUUUGCGACUGCCCAAGGGCCGUUUCACUGGCUACCUAAAUGUUCAGGAUCCGAAGAACAGACACCACUGGAAUCGAAGAUGGUGCAGCCUGGAUGGCGUACGGCUAUCUGUUUGGCAACAUGAAGAUAAUCUGGGAGAUGGGUCGCCCAUUUUCUCGCUGGAGCUGCCAGGAUGCGGACAGUCCUCGAUAGCAGCAGCUCCGAGGGAUCUUUGUGCCCGGGCCAGGAGCUUUUUAGUGCAGGGAAAAGAAUCUCAUUAUGAAGCGGGAGUGUUUUUUGCUGCCGACACCCAACCGGAGCUGGUAGAAUGGCUGACGCACUUGAAUGAGGCUCUGGACUUCGCCAGGCACUGGCUAAGUGCCACCUGACAGCAGGAUGCAUUCCCUACAAAUUUUUAUUUUAUUAUGUGUUCAAGUUUUCUAUUUAUAUUUGCUAUUUCUUAAGUUGUGCCCAAACAUUUCCAAAAUUUGUAAAUUAGUGUGUUUGCCAUGCAAACUUGCCGCUCGAAUUUAAAUCAGGGCUAGACAUACUCGUUUUUGCUUAGGUCUAAGAACAUAUUUAAUCAACAUUCCUUUGCCUUUUGGGGGAAAUAGUCAUUGGAUCUGAAGCAUCUGAACCCCUGUGUUCGUCACAACAACAACAGUUUAUUACAUUCAUAAUUUACAUGGGCUACGAUAAGUUGAUAAGAUACGAUUAUAUAUUUGAUAUAGGUUACAAUAUGAUACACAAGUAUGUUUAUAUGCGCUGCUGGUUGCCCCGGUUAUCUGCGCUGUCGACGAUAUCGGAAUCGGAAUCGGUUAUCCAUGCUCACGUCCCCACAAUCCUCACAUUCGUGCCUAGUUAGUGCCUACGCAUAACUGUUACAAUUAAGUAUAUGUACUAUUUAAGCUGCUUUGUAAUUUCGUUUUUCGUUUGCUCAUUACAGUGCAAAACAUAA
This is a messenger RNA of Drosophila biarmipes, 5501 nucleotides long. RefSeq lists its product as uncharacterized. Gene Ontology annotation, cellular component: actomyosin contractile ring. Gene Ontology annotation, biological process: septin ring organization; mitotic cytokinesis; actomyosin contractile ring assembly. The coding region runs from base 223 to 4932 and encodes 1569 amino acids. Lineage: Eukaryota; Metazoa; Arthropoda; Insecta; Diptera; Drosophilidae. The transcript is spliced from 8 exons. The record is from RefSeq and is a predicted model, not a curated record.